GCAAAGUGGUGGAUAAAAGACAUUUCUGCCCUGGAAGCUGAUAUUAAUACCGCCUGUCAGCACUUUACCGCAUUUUGAUCAUUGGGUAAAAACAUGCAGAUCUUUGUGACGACUCUAUCUGGAAAGACGCUCACUCUCAAGGUGGAGCUCACGGACACGAUUGAGAAGGUGAAGACCAAAAUCCGUGCCAAGGAAGGACUUCCAGCCCGCCAGCAAAGACUGAUCUUUGCUGGCAAGCAACUGGAAGACGAGCGCACCCUCUCGGACUACAACAUCCAGAGGGAGUCCACCAUCCACUACAUCCUGCGUCUGAGAGGUGGCAUGCAGGUCUUUGUGAAGGACUCGCUCGGAAGGCUCGACCCUUACGAGGUUGAGAUCGGCGACACUGUGGAGAGUUUGAAGGAGAAAAUCCGGGACGUGACGGGGGUUCCUCUUUACGAGCAGGUACUGGACUGUAACGGCCGGAGGCUGCUGGAGCGAGAACGCUUGUCCGACUGCAACAUCAGUCAGCAGUCUGUGAUCGAUCUUAGGAUGAGUAGCUGUCGGAAAAUGCGGAUCUUUGUGAAGACCCUCACUGGCAGGGUCCUCACCCUCUACGUCAGGGCUGAUAACACCAUUAAGAACGUGAAGGCCAUAAUCCAAGAACAAGUAGGGAUUCCUCUUCACCAGCAGGCACUGACCUUUGGCCGAAGUCAACUGGAGGAUGACAAGUACUUGUUUUCAUACAGGAUCAAGGCCGAAGCGACCCUUCAUCUUGUCCUGCGUCCUUUGUGA
Nerophis lumbriciformis (worm pipefish) is the source of this 774-nucleotide messenger RNA. Its product is annotated as polyubiquitin-B-like. The record is from RefSeq and is a predicted model, not a curated record. Lineage: Eukaryota; Metazoa; Chordata; Actinopteri; Syngnathiformes; Syngnathidae. Gene Ontology annotation, molecular function: protein binding.